AUGGCAGGAAAACUUAAUUUGAUGUUGGUAUUGUUAGUGCUUAUGGCAGUAAUUGUUGCUUCCCAAGGGCCACCAAGGGGUGGACGUGGGCCACCAAGGGAUCAACCAGGACCACCAUGGGGUGCACCAGGACAAGGAAGAGGACGUGGACCUCCAGAAGGAUUUGGACCUGGUAGACCUGGUGGACCUGGUGGACCUAGUGGACCUGGUGGACCUAAUGGACCUAAUAGACCUCGUGGACCUGGUGGACCUGAAGGAGAUAAAGAUUGUGGACCACAACGUAGACCACUAGAAGGACCAGCAAGAUCAACAACUGAAGCCCCUUCAUCGUCAACAACAGAAGCUGCAACAAUAUCAACAACAGAAGCUGUAAUAUCAUCAACAACAGAAGCUGUGACAUCAUCAACAACAGAAGCUGCACUUUUAUAA
Eupeodes corollae is the source of this 429-nucleotide messenger RNA. RefSeq names its product proline-rich proteoglycan 2-like. The coding region runs from base 1 to 429 and encodes 142 amino acids. NCBI's taxonomy places the organism in Eukaryota, Metazoa, Arthropoda, Insecta, Diptera, Syrphidae. The transcript has a single exon. The record is from RefSeq and is a predicted model, not a curated record.